UGCAAUUCUUCUGUAGAAUAUUGAAGACAAAUUGUUCUCAUGGCCAUUGCAUUGAAAUCACAUUGCUUGUUGCAAUUGAAGAAACCUGAAACCGGUUUUCGGGUCGGUGUUUCCUCCAAGAAUGCUACAAUAAUCUCAAUUAAAAGAUACACUUCGGUGUCUGCUAGUGCUACCAGGAGUAUUGAAGCGAUUAGCAUCUCAGAAACAUUCAACAAUCUGAAGAAACAAGGAAAAGUGGCAUUGAUCCCAUACAUCACAGCUGGUGAUCCUGAUCUUUCAACCACAGCAGAAGCACUGAAAGUUCUUGAUUCAUGUGGAUCUGACAUUAUUGAGCUUGGUGUUCCAUACUCGGAUCCUUUGGCAGAUGGUCCUGUUAUCCAGGCUGCUUCUACAAGAUCUUUGGCAAGGGGGACAGAUUUUGAUUCAAUUAUUUACAUGUUGAAGGAGGUUGUUCCAGAAUUAUCUACUCCAGUUGCUUUGUUUACUUAUUACAAUCCAAUACUGAAGCGUGGUACUGAGAGAUUUAUGUCCAUUAUAAGAGACACCGGUGUUCAUGGGCUUGUAGUCCCCGAUGUUCCUCUGGAGGAGUCAGAAUUUUUAAGGACCGAAGCUAAGAAAAAUGGAAUUGAACUGGUACUCCUCACAACACCCACCACUCCGACAAACCGAAUGAAAGACAUUGUUGAUGGUGCAGAAGGAUUUGUCUAUUUGGUAAGCUCUUUGGGGGUCACUGGAACCCGAGCAUCAGUUAGUGAUAAAGUUCAGGCACUUCUGCGGGAAAUCAAAGAGGCAACAACGAAGCCAGUGGCAGUUGGCUUCGGGAUAUCAACAGCUGAGCAGGUGAAACAGGUAGCUGGAUGGGGAGCUGAUGGUGUAAUUGUUGGGAGUGCUAUGGUGAGGUUGCUUGGUGAGGCCAAAUCUCCUCAAGAGGGAUUGAAAGAACUUGAAAAUUUCACCCGCUCCUUAAGAUCAGCACUUGAUUGAAAUUAUGUUUGGAAGAGCACAAAAUCCUAUUAGUUGUUUUCACAAAUAAGGAUUGAAUAAAGAUUGUCUUUAAUAUUUUCAAUACAACCGUGAUGUAAUAUGUUCAAGUUUUUGUUCGUUUUCAAUUGUGACAGACAGGAUAUUUUCGUUACCGAAAUAAAUGUUCAAUGUUAGAUGUA
Molecule: messenger RNA, 1163 nt
Organism: Medicago truncatula (barrel medic)
Lineage: Eukaryota; Viridiplantae; Streptophyta; Magnoliopsida; Fabales; Fabaceae
Product: tryptophan synthase alpha chain
Exons: 9
Coding region: 40-984 (314 amino acids)
Biological process (GO): L-tryptophan biosynthetic process
Cellular component (GO): chloroplast; cytosol
Molecular function (GO): tryptophan synthase activity
Source: RefSeq, a predicted model, not a curated record